Acanthochromis polyacanthus (spiny chromis) is the source of this 3221-nucleotide messenger RNA. RefSeq names its product transmembrane protein 184C (gene tmem184c). The record is from RefSeq and is a predicted model, not a curated record. Bases 495 to 1850 code for a protein of 451 amino acids. The transcript is spliced from 10 exons. Gene Ontology annotation, biological process: transport. Gene Ontology annotation, molecular function: transporter activity. Lineage: Eukaryota; Metazoa; Chordata; Actinopteri; Pomacentridae.
GGCGGGACUUUAGCUGUGGCAAAAACAGGAAGUGCUGCUUAACAACUACUUUGGAAACUUUCGCCCACAGCCGGCUGUAAAGACUAUUAUGUUUAUUUAUUUCAUGUAAGGAUUCUAUUCAUGUUUACGUGUUAGUUUUUAUUUGACUGUUGCCCAGAGACUUUCGACGGUUCAGUCAGCAUGGACCACCAGCCCCGUUUGUUUACAUGGUGAAUCAGCUGACGACCUAACGCUAGCAAUCUGCUUUUUUUUUAUACCGAGUCAUAUGAGCUGUUAAUUAUCCACUGGCCGUGUCUUCAUGAAUGAAACGCAACAUUAGUGAAGGAGUUAACCAACAUUUACACGACUGAAGGGUUGUUUUAGGCCACAGUGAGCCGUCCAAAGAGCAACAAUGCGAAGCUAACGUUUAUUCCCUGAAGUGUUAGCAGCGUUGGUCGGACGAGUUCAAGUGUUUUGUCACCGGAUCAGCGGCCCUGCAGCGUCUUCAUGACAAGAUGCCUUGUUCCUGUGGGAACUGGAGAAGAUGGAUUCGGCCUCUGGUCGUUGUACUGUAUAUCCUGUUGUUGAUAGUCGUCCUGCCGUUGUGUAUCUGGGAACUGCAGAAGUCAGAGGUCGGCACUCAUACCAAAGCAUGGUUCAUCGCUGGGAUAUUCGUCUUCAUGACCAUACCCAUAUCGUUAUGGGGCAUCCUCCAGCAUCUGGUGCACUACACUCAGCCAGAGCUUCAGAAACCCAUCAUCAGGAUAUUGUGGAUGGUCCCGAUCUACAGCUUGGACAGUUGGAUUGCACUGAAGUAUCCCAGCAUAGCAAUUUAUGUGGACACGUGCAGAGAAUGCUACGAGGCGUACGUCAUCUACAACUUCAUGAUCUUCCUGCUCAACUACCUGGAAAAUCAGUACCCCAGUCUGGUGUUGAUCCUGGAGGUCCAGGAGCAGCAGAAACACCUUCCCCCUCUCUGCUGCUGCCCGCCGUGGCCGAUGGGAGAGGUUUUGCUGUUGAGAUGCAAACUUGGAGUUCUGCAGUACACGGUGGUGAGACCCGUCACCACGAUUAUUGCUUUAAUCUGUGAGCUGUGUGGAGUGUAUGACGAAGGCAAUUUCAGUUCAAAAAAUGCCUGGACUUACCUGGUCAUCUUCAACAACAUGUCACAGCUGUUUGCCAUGUACUGCCUGGUGCUGUUCUACAGAGCUCUGAGAGAGGAACUGAGUCCAAUCAAACCAGUGGGCAAAUUCCUGUGUGUCAAAAUGGUGGUGUUUGUCUCUUUCUGGCAAGCUGUGCUCAUUGCUUUGCUGGUGAAAGUGGGCAUCAUCUCAGAGAAACACACUUGGGACUGGCAAAGUGUGGAGGCUGUAGCUACCGGCUUACAGGAUUUCGUCAUAUGCGUGGAGAUGUUUCUCGCCGCCAUCGCCCACCACUUCAGCUUCACCUACAAGCCGUACAUCCAGGAAGCCGAGGAAGGUUCUUGCUUUGAGUCUUUCAUGGCGAUGUGGGACAUUUCUGAUGUCAGAGCAGACAUUUCUGAACAAGUCCGCAACGUUGGGAGAACAGUUAUGGGUCGUCCCAGGAAGUCCUACUUCGGCGAGGCACAAAAUGACGGCGAGCGCUCCGGUUUGCUCUCUUCAGGAUCUCAAGACGCCAUCACCGAAGCAGCAUCCAACCCAGUUUCCCCUAAUGGUCAGUAUCAGGGUCUGGGGAAAACCCUCACGCCGCACUCCUUGUCGGCACCCGCUGAGCUCGGCUCAGUCCUGUGGGAUGAAGGGUAUGAGGCCAGACCUGAGGAAACCCCGGACGAAGAAAGGACCGACCAAACCAAAGAACCAGCAGAGGCAGAUCUUAUUGUGAUCACCUAGUUUGAUGCUGGUGAUACAGACUCUAGCGGAUAUGGCCGGGUAGGACCCAGAGCCUGGCCGUGUUCCUUCAGACGUUACUGAUACAAGCAGAACAACAAAACGUGUUUAAAAGGGCACAUCCACCAAGUAAUAGUAGAAGUUUGCCAACAAAUGCAAAACCAAAUGGACCUCUCUGCCAGUGACAGCUCCAAGAAUGUUCGGUGAAGAUAUGGCACUAAAAGACUUGUAGAUAACAUGCAUUUUAUGCCGUUUCAUGUUGGACUAGAGAAUUGUGUGGCUCAGCAGGCUUUUAGAAUCCAUUUUAAUUGGGAAAGACAUGAAGUCAGUUUUAACACGCAUCCCCAAACGCAUAUUUUCUUCAAAGAACCCGGUCUGUGUGCUGUUGUGUUUCCCGAUACGAGAGCGUACACGACUUCUGCAGAAGUCUGAGGGAAACACGGAGAUGUUUUCCAUGUGGAAAAUUGGUACAUAAUUUUAUGUGUCGGUCGUGUCCCGAUCUCAAACGUGAUAGACGAGAAAGAGAAAUAUGCAAUUUUUAAAACACAUAGCAGUUUCCUCAUAUUGUAUCUUGGUUUAUAGGCGGUUCAAUGAGUCGUCAUUAAUCCAAUUCAAUAAUACUGAAAGCACAUUAGAUGUUCAGAAUAUUUUUUUUUGUCCUAGCUAGUAAAUGUGGAGAAAUCAAAUGGUGUUGGUUUGAGUACCUGCUGAGAGAUGCGUACUAUCAAUACAGUAUUGAUACAAAUACAGUGUAUUUCUUAAGGGUUUGACAAGAUACUAUAAGUACAGUCCAAGUAUUUCAAAAAAACUCACAAUUCAGCCUGAAACAGUACAAUCAGCACACUGAAGUAGAUUCUUCUCAAUGCUUUAUUGCAUAUAGCUUACUCUAUAGUGUUUAAAUUGGUUCACUAGUCUUAUCAGAUGCCUUGUUAAAUGUGCCAUGGAACUAGCCUCUCCACUGUAGGAGUUCAGCAUUUUUAUUCCAGGAUCUGUUUUGUUUGACGAGAUGUUUUCCAUCCUUUUUUAGCCGACGAGCUGGGAUAACUUUGCAGCUUUUGCACUGAAGCCAUUUGUUCUCCUCAUAUCAUUUACAAGCUCAUUCUUUUGUUUUUUUCUUUGGACUUACAUGGAUUUGUGCAGGGAUAUUGACAUGAUUAAUGUACAGUUUAGCACGUCGGUGUGUCAGAAGCUACAUAAAUGUAUCAGAUCAGCAGCAUAAUCUGCAUCAUGUGCAGCUCGAGCAUGUUGCAUUGCCUUACGUGAUUUUUAGGAAAAGUAAAACUGACAGAAUUACAUCACAACUGAUGUAAAUGUUCCACGUUUUCAUUUGAUUCCAUCUCUGACAGCGUUGUCAAUAAACCAGAUUACCUAUCA